AUGGCAUUCGAUGACGACGACGAUGUUUCGACGCAGCGCCUGGCCGAGUCACCCGAGGAUGCGCAAGCCACCGUCGAAGAGGCCCUCGAGGACGAGGCGCAAGACUUCCGCCACUUCACAACGCUGCAGCGCAAGAAGAACAUCUCCGUGUCCGCCAUCCGCAAGGGCGAGAAGGACUUCGAGUCGCACGGCACCAAGUCGCAGGCCAGCGCCCUAGAGAAGAGCCGGCAGGCUAUGGAGGAGGUUCUGGGCUAUACGCGCGUGCACAACAGCAAGGACUGGACGCGCGGCUGGUACUUCCCCGACCGCUGGCUCGAGAACGAGGUGUUCGAGGGCAACGAGGUCAAGACCGAGAAGGUCGCCGCCGAGAGGAGGGAGCUGCACGCGGUGGAGAGGGUUGUCUGCGUUGGUUUUGAGCACAAGACCCUGGGGAGGAAGAUAAGAGGGCAGGGCAACAACAAGCCGGGCUGGGACCAGGUGUGGCUGCUGCCGGAGGAGGCGCUCUUCCUAAUCGAGAGGGGCGGCCUGGAUCUCUGGUGGCCCACAGCUACCAUGGACGAGAUAUUUCCACUCGGAAGCGAGGGCAAGGGCGCAGGUGCGGUGCUGGAGGCUGAGAAGGAGGACGAGUACGCCCUGGGAUUCCCGCUCAGCCUGCAAGCUGCAUACGCCCUGCUCGUAGGGAACGAAGGCGAAAGGGGCAAGACUACGCUUCGCAACCUGCAAGUCUACUCGAAUCUCAACCGCGCAGGCUUCAACGUCAUCAGAGUGCCUCCGCCGAUUUCAGAUCCAAACGCACCAGAGGCAGUUGCAGAGGAUCAACGACCUCUGUGGCAGCGUCUCACUGCCCUGCUCUUCCCCGAACGAGAACCCACCCGUCUCGCCUACGGUCCGCUCGUGCAGCCAGGCCUGUACAGGUCGUACAGCUCAAUUUACAAGCAGAUCGCCCUGGUACCGCGGUAUAAACCAACUGCGCACCCGCCGACGUCCCUUUCAAAAACACAACACAGCCCGUUCCGCGUGCAGUUUCACGUCUGGAAGCCUAGCGUCCAGAACUGGUCCAAGACCAAGGCACCGGCACCCGACUACUACCUCGCCGUCGUCGACGCGCACGAGACCUCUGUGCCGACCUCGGAGGAAGUCUCUGCCCUGCUGGACUCCGUUCCAUACGCCCCACCACCGCCAUCCCAACGGCAGGGCCAGGCCCCGUUCAUGAUGCACCGGAGGCUGAAGCACGGACACCGAAACGUGCUGGUCGCGGUGAACGACCACGGGGUCAUCAACUACAUGCGCUUCGGCGAGGGUGCCUUUGGCGAGGAGCUGCUGUACAAGCAGUACGACGUGCACACCACGCCGCGGGGCGGGAAGAGGGGCGGUGGCCGCGGAAGAGGUGGACGAGGUGGCAGAGGUGGUAGAGGGGGCCGGGGCGGAAGAGGUGGUUGA
This is a messenger RNA of Diaporthe citri, 1440 nucleotides long. RefSeq lists its product as uncharacterized. The coding region runs from base 1 to 1440 and encodes 479 amino acids. The transcript has a single exon. Lineage: Eukaryota; Fungi; Ascomycota; Sordariomycetes; Diaporthales; Diaporthaceae. Gene Ontology annotation, biological process: tRNA-type intron splice site recognition and cleavage. Gene Ontology annotation, cellular component: tRNA-intron endonuclease complex. The record is from RefSeq and is a predicted model, not a curated record.